Messenger RNA from Trichobilharzia regenti, 5963 nucleotides. The record is from the annotation of a GenBank genome assembly. NCBI's taxonomy places the organism in Eukaryota, Metazoa, Platyhelminthes, Trematoda, Strigeidida, Schistosomatidae.
GUGAUACAGUGAUGAUGGUCAGAUAGACAAUCACAAAUAGCAUAGAAGGAAUACAAACAACAACAAAAAAAUUCACCUUAGAAUAGAGAGUAUUCACCAUAACCUGUCCUUAGAUAGUCACUAUAUACAGCGAUGAAGAUGUUUAUGUCUCCUUGUUAGUGUUGAUUCAAUAGUCGGUUAGUUAGUUUGUUUGUUAGUUCUAUCCAUCUUCACUACUCUCAUUUUCCUCCUACUAAUUCUACUACUACUACUACUACUAACAGUACGUCGAAAUUCAUACAGACACACGCAGACACGCACUUUCCAUCGUUAUAUAAGCUAGAGGUUAGAUGUAUAUAUAAAUAGACAGACAUAACGCGCUAGGACACGUGAGUGAACACAAGCAUAGACACAUGAACACAAUACACACGCGCAGAGACACACGCACACUCAGAGAAAUAUAGCUACAAUACUAGUGUGUUGUAAUACUUUUGAAUGGAUUCAUCAAUCUGCUGUUGUCCUGACAUCGUUUAUUUCACUAGUUUGUUAUUAAUAAUAAUAAUAACAAUAUUUGAACUUGAAACUAUUACUGAGACUUUCUAAUGUACUCACCAUCAUCAUCAUCACUAUGAUCAUCAUCGUCAAUUAUAUUACAUAUAUAUGAAAUAAUGAAAUCUAAUGUCGUAAUAAAAUUUGGAAUGUAUAGCGCAGUGUUUCUGGAAAUACAUUUUCUAUAUAUCGACUGUUGCUGUAAUUAGGCAGGCGAAUAAUACAUGUACAAGAAUACCAACACAAUCAUUGUCUUCACUGUUUGACGGCUGACUACAGAGGGAAAAGGCGACAGUGAAGGCGAACGAGACGGAAUGGAAUAAAUAAAAAAAGAGAAAAUGCGGUUUUCACAAUACUACAAUCUGUGAUCUAUCCGGAUUUAUAGUAUACAUAUACAUAUACACAAAUAUACGCAUAUUCAGUGCAUAAAAAGUAUCGUUCUUUUUUUUUUGCCCGGGGGGAAACGUCAUGUGGAAGAAAUGCUGUAUAAUAAGCUGUGUCAGGUGUAGUCAACACCAAGAAAAUGAUUAUCAUCAGAAAAGCCUGACCAAAAUGAAAACAUCGGGUAAUUCAACAACAAAUUCGGAUGUUAUAUCACCUUUACUGCUGGUAAAUUCUACAGAUUUAAAACCAAUUGAAAAUAAUCACUCUAUGAAUUCAAAAUGUGAUCCACAAGACAAGAAUAAUACGAAUACAAAUAGUGUUAGUGAGAAAGAGAAAUUGUCAACAAGUCCUGCUGAUGUAAUAUCAUCCACUACACUGAACACUAAUGAAUUAAACUCAAUUAAGCCUGAAAUUAGGGUGGAAAGUAGUAAUUCUGGAGUACAGAUAAGUGGAAGUACCACUGACUCGAUUAACCCUUCUACUAAUAAUAAUAGUACUACUAAUACUACUACUACUACCACUAAUGUUAUGUCAGGCGAUAGUCCAAUGCCCAUCUCUUCCACCUCCGCCGGCUCAUUAACCGAUACAACCAAUUCAUCGAUAAUAAAGCGUCCUUUAAAACCUGUAGAUUCAUUUGUCCAUAGAAGAGAACGGGAAGAGGAAGGCGUUCGACCAUUUAAUCAGUUAUUUAGGCGAUCUAUUUCUAAUGCACAUUUCACUUCCAUUAAUCAUACACACCAUCAUAAUCAACAUUAUCAUCAGCAACAAUCACAACAGAAUUCUAAUAAUAUUAAUAAUAAUAAUAAUGUUAAUAAUAGUAGUAAUCAAACAAUUCCUACAUUUUUCUUACCCCGUACAACAACAACAACUGAUUGUGCAACAACACUUUCGCUAACCCUGUCCCCCACUAAUAAUUCACCGACUAUGUAUGAUUCAAUUGGUCUACAACCUGGAACAAAAAAACCACCUAUACGCAGAGGAUCUAUGAUAGUAAGACUUGGUAGAUCAAGUACCGGUGGAACAGGUGGCAUUACUGGCGGCAGCGGAAGCGGAGGCGGCUGUGGUGGAGCCGGCAGUAUAUCAAGUACAAAUGGAUUAGCUGGAAUACUAACUGAUCCUACAAAUAAUCUACCGGGUGGUGCUGUUGAAGGCGUUAUUGUAACUCCAUUUGCUCAAGUACUUGUUAGUAUGCAACGAAUACGGAGUGCAUUUAUUCGUUUAACAGCUGCUCAAGUAACAAAUAGAUACAACAUUUCUACUGUAUUCGAUUCGGGUUCAACUGAAAUUCUAACACCGGAUAGCGCUGAAUAUAAAGCAAUCGCUAAUGAAACACUUGAAGAAUUGGAAUGGUGCUUGAAACAACUGGAAAAUAUUCAAACAAAGCGACCCGUUUCAGAUAUGGCAUUUUCAAAAUUCAAACGUUUGCUAAACAAAGAGUUGAGCAGUUUUGGCGAAGCUGAUAAAUCUAGGCAUCAAAUAUCUGCAUACAUUUGUGAAACAUUUUUGGAAACUGAAAAAGAUGCUGAAGCCAAUGAAGAGAUUGAAUCAAUGAUGGAAAGACGACGUAGCAGUGGUCAAUCACACUGUUCAAACAGUGGACAAGACUCGGGCAAUGGAAAUAAACGGCAUUCAUCGAUAGCCAGUGAUGUUAACGCCAGUAUAUCCAGUGCAAAAUCACCUGAUUCCUCUUCAAAAGUAAAAUUAGAAUCUCCUGGUAGUGCAUCCACGGAAUCGCAUAAAGUUACCCAGCCAAUUGAUACAAACACGUCUUCAGCAAGACAGUCAAUGACAAAUUCAUCAAAAGGAACAAAUCUUGACGAGAAAUCCGCAACAGACAAUGUAUCAACACUUCCGAUUCACGGUGUUGAAACUCCCAAUGACAAAGAACUGGAAGAGAGAUUUACUCAAAGCUUAGAUGAAUGGGGUUUGGAUAUCUUUGAAAUUGAUCGGUUAUCCAAUGGACAUGCACUCACAACUGUAGCCUACAGAAUAUUUCAGAAACGUGAUCUCUUGAAGACUUUCUGUAUAGAUCCAAGCGUUUUUGUACGCUAUAUGUUAAAAGUGGAAUCCACGUAUCAUGCUGAUGUUCCAUACCACAAUUCAAUGCAUGCAGCUGAUGUUUUACAGACAUCGCAUUAUUUACUACAAGCAGAAACACUGGAUGAUGUGUUCAGUGAUCUGGAGAUCUUAGCUGUUCUUUUCGCCUCAGCUAUACAUGAUGUCGAUCAUCCUGGAGUGACAAAUCAAUUUCUUGUCAAUACCGGGCAUGAGUUAGCCUUACAGUACAAUGAUUCCUCUGUACUGGAGAAUCAUCAUCUUUAUAUGGCCUUUAAAAUUCUAAGUGAACCAGAAUGCGAUAUAUUUGCUAACUUAGGCGUUAAGAAACGUCAAACACUGCGUAGAAUGGUAAUAGAACUGGUACUAGCAACAGACAUGUCCAAACAUAUGAGUUUGUUAGCUGACCUACGGACAAUGGUUGAAACUAAAAAGGUCUCUGGAUCAGGUAUACUGAAUUUGGACAAUUAUGCAGAUCGAGUACAGAUUUUGCAAAAUAUGAUCCACUGUGCUGAUUUGAGUAAUCCAGCUAAACCGUUAAGAUUAUAUCGAAAGUGGACUGGACGCCUCAUUGAAGAAUUCUUUAGACAAGGGGAUAAAGAAAGAAAACUAUCCCUUGAAAUUAGUCCAAUGUGUGAUCGUGAAUCUGUAGCAAUUGAAAAAUCCCAGGUUAGUUUCAUUGAUUUCGUGUGUCAUCCUCUAUGGGAAACCUGGUGUGAUCUUGUCCAUCCUUGUGCUCAGUUAGUUCUAGACACCCUGGAAGACAAUAGAGACUGGUAUGAAUGUCAAGCAGAGGAUCCCAAGUCGAAAGGUGCUCAGUCUGCAAGACCAAAGUUAGCAACUGCAGCUGAAGAUGAAGAGGAAGUGUCAAUAACCUCAGGAACUGCACAAGAACAAUAAGUAUAACUACAGAAACAUACAUACAUACAAACAAACAAUUACACAACUGUUUGUUAUACAAUAUGCCUUUUGUUUAAAUAACCUUUGUGUGUUUAUCAAAAUCACGUAUUUAUUAAGUUAUGAUAUGAAUACGCUGACAGAUGUCCUCCUACAGUGAUUUUGUUUUUCUAAAUGACACACCUACCUACCUACCUAUCAGCACACACACACACACAAACACAAACACAUGAAAACACUGACUUUUAUCUAGGUACCAAUAAUAACAAUAAUAAUAAUACUGUUGCUGACCCCCCUAUUUUUUCCUUGACAAGUUUUUUUGUUUUGUUUUGUUUUUUUGAAUUAUAAACAAUCGCAAAAAUGAUGAAUAUGUGUCAGGUUAUCUGAACUCUAUCACUAUCGUAUUGGUUCUGUUCACCCUGUUUUUUUUUGUUUUUUGUUUUUUCAUUAUUCAUAUUCACCUGAUUGUUCAUUACAUUUACUGAUCACUUAAUUUAUUUAUUUAUAAACACUUUCUGCAUAAGGAAGGAGAACCACAGAUGUCAAUCAUUCAUACUAUUAUUAUUAUUCAAUGCAUAAAACAACUAAUGAUUGUUUAUUUUUCAAAGAGGAAAGCUAGUCGUAAAUUACUCAAGAAGAUUUUGGUAAAUUCUGAUAUCUCCACUUCACACCCUUUUUUUGCCCCCUACAGUUUGAAUAGUUCCUAGUUGUGAAAUAAGUAUCGCUGCAGGUGAGUGUGCUUGUGUGUGUGUGUAUGUAUGUAUGUGAAAUUGACAGACAGGAAGAUACACGAAAGAGUGUACUCACCCAUACAUAUACAUUUUGAUAUAUAUAUAUAUUCACAAGAUUGAGAUAAUGAUGCAGGCAGGCAGGCAGGCAAGCAAGCAAGCAUUUUGUCCAACCCAUCGGCAAUCACUGUGUCCGACAUCAUACAUACCCACGGCCAAAUGGAAUGCUUCUCUAUUUUUAAUAAACAACAUUAUUAACCAUUCUUACCAGUCAUUUCGAUUGCUGAUCACUCUUGUUCUUCUCCCCUGCUCCACCUUCUCCACAUUCUCUUCCUCCAGAUUUCUUUAUGGCUGCUUAUUUUGAUUCCGCUUUAUACAGCCUUGUACUCUUGUAUUGUGUUUUUGUUAAUACACUACUGAGUGUUGAAUGUGAACUAUAUAUGUAUGAAUACAUUUCAUAUUCUUUCUUUAAGUCUCUCUCUCUCUCUAUCUACCUACCUAUCUAUCUCUCUAUCUGUCUCUCUCGAUGAAACACGUCAAAAAAAUGAAAUGUAUUCAUCUAAUUUAGAAGGAAGCUCGGUGAUAUGGAGCUUGAUUCAUUAUUUUUUAACCUUUCAUUUUAUUUUAUCUAAAAGAAGUGUAGUGUGAACAGCCAUACUGUUUUUCAGUCACGAUGAUGAAGUUGACAAGAGAAGUGGAACGAACAAGUAGACACACACACACGUGUGUGCGUGUGUGUGCAAUUUGAUUCAAAAACCGUGAAAUGGUUCAACUUUUGUGACUUUUGCAUGAAUCUAAAUGCUAAAGUGUUGUUUAUUUCCUUUACAAAAACAAGAAGAAACACUACUUCUUUCAGCGCCUAGUGAGUAGUAUAUGCUUUGUGUUUGUUUGUUUGUUUGUUCGUUUGAGUGCGUGUGUGUGUGCGCCUGUGUACGUAUGUAAAAACUGGUUGACUUAUGCAUCCAUUGAUGAAGAAUAUUCGUGAGAAAUUCGACUAAUUGUGCUACUUUUAUUGUAUUAUAAUACUAAUAAUAAUUUUAUGACACCCAAUAUUCAUAUAAAAUCUAUUAACCUGUUAUAACUGACUAGUUAUUUCAGUUAUUAAUCUCAUGCUGGUAAAUACAAUACAAUACAAUACAAUUACAAUUACAAUUAUAACAUGUACAUUUCCUUCACAUUUUUGUUUGUCGUUGCUCGUGUUGCAUUAAUGCAUCAUCAACCAGCCAAUCACGUGAUAGAUUUAUCUGCCUGUCUGUUUAUCUAUCCAAAUUAUAUAUGUCUAUCUGUCUAUAUAUCUAUAAAUCCAUGUAAUGAGUUUGUGAGAAUCAUUCAAUAAAUUCUGGGAACAAUAAAAUAGCCUGUGUAGUUUUA